Messenger RNA from Chenopodium quinoa (quinoa), 1542 nucleotides. Its product is annotated as maf-like protein DDB_G0281937. NCBI's taxonomy places the organism in Eukaryota, Viridiplantae, Streptophyta, Magnoliopsida, Caryophyllales, Amaranthaceae. Bases 492 to 1187 code for a protein of 231 amino acids. Gene Ontology annotation, molecular function: nucleoside triphosphate diphosphatase activity. The record is from RefSeq and is a predicted model, not a curated record. The transcript is spliced from 10 exons.
GUAUGAUCAUUUGAGAUGGAAGAUAAGAACUUUUUUUUGCUCAUACUUUAACUAAAAGAGCUUGUUUUAGAGGGACUCAAGUUGUUAGUCUUUUUUUUUUUUUUUUUUUUUUUUGCGAUAAACAUGUUAGUUGUGUAUUUGAUGCCUCAAGGGUACCAUAUAGAACAAUCCAAAAACUCAAGGGUAUAAUGUAAAAUAAACUAAUAACUCAAGGUCACUUUGUAGAAAUCUGAAUUUAGUAGGAUACAAGGUGGAAAACUCAAAAAUUCAAGGGUACCAUGUAGAAAAACCAAAAAACAAAAAAAAAAAAAAAAAAAAAAAACCAAAGAUUUUCUCAUUUCAAUACUGCAUGGUCUACAUCUAGCUUAUUUAAACAUAAAAAAAAAAAAAAAUAAAUAAAAUAAAAAAAAAGGCUUAUUUAAAGUAGUUAGCAAUAACGUCCUCCUCACCUUAUUUUUUUUUGUUCAGAGAGUCAGAAAUAAAGAGCGAGGAUGGAUUCCGCUGCUCCCACAUUCAAGAUAAUUUUGGGCUCUAAAUCAAAAGCAAGAAGAGAAAUAAUGGUGGAAAUGGGUUAUGAAUUCACAAUUAUGACUGCAGAUAUUGAUGAAAAAGCUAUCCGCAAAGAAAAGCCGGAAGAUUUGGUCAUGGCCCUUGCUGAGGCGAAGGCUGAUGCCGUCAUCUCAAAGCUUCAAAUUGCUGAUAAACAAGUGAACGAUAAUGAGCCAACGCUUCUCAUUGCAGCUGACACAGCAGAAGCCACAUUAACAAAGCCUUCCAAUGGUGAUCACAGAACUGAUGCUGGAACCACUAUCUUAAUUACAGCCGACCAAGUGGUGGUUUAUGAAGGCAUGAUAAGGGAGAAACCAUCUGGCAAAGAGGAAGCUCGACAGUAUUUAAAAGAUUAUUCUGGAAGGAAGGCUUCAACUGUCAGCUCUGUUCUUGUGACAAACCUUCAGACAGGUUUCAGGAAAGGGGAAUGGGAUAGAGUGGAGAUUUUGUUUGAUGAGAUACCAGAUGAUACUAUUGACAAGCUUAUCGCAGAGGGUGCAGUACUGCAUGUUGCUGGUGCUCUAAUAAUUGAACAUCCUCUCAUAAAACCCUUGGUUAAGCAAGUGGUUGGGACAACCGACAGUGUAAUGGGCCUUCCGAAAGCAGUAACAGAGAGAUUAAUCGCAGAGUCACUGUAGGUCAGAGAUUAAGGCAAUUCGCAAUUUGCAACUGAUGAUAUUGGGUAAUUGGUCACUUGAUGGCAAAUAUGAUCUUUAUUUAAUUUGUGAUUAAGUCAAGAAUAGUUGGUCUCAUUGAUGAAGCAGAACUCACGGCUUAAUGAACAGCGUUUUAAUUUUGGCCAUCUAUUAUUAUGUUGUUAGUUUCAUGGAAACUAUUCUUGGAAAGCAGCCAGAAUACAAAUUUCACGCUGUUAUUGAAUAUUACAUUAACUUGCCAGCCUUUUUGUUUAUGUAAUACGCUUCUUUCUUGUAGAUUCUCAAUUAGUAUUAUAUACUCCUGGAUUACCAUGGAUUGUGGUAACUCCUUGCACAA